Messenger RNA from Striga hermonthica, 1137 nucleotides. The record is from the annotation of a GenBank genome assembly. Lineage: Eukaryota; Viridiplantae; Streptophyta; Magnoliopsida; Lamiales; Orobanchaceae.
AUGGCGUCCCCCUCUCUCUUCUCUCUCCUCUCCCUCACUCUACUCUCCGCCGCCCUCGCCUCUACCGAGAGCUUCAUCGACGCCGUCUCCGACGAUCCCCUGAUCCAGCAGGUCGUCUCCGACGGCGCUGAGGCGGUCGACGAGCUGCUGCACGCCGACCGCCACUUCUCGCUGUUCAAGGCCAGGUACGGGAAGUCGUACGCCUCACAGGAGGAGCACGACCACCGGUUCUCGGUGUUCAAAGCCAAUCUGCGCCGCGCGAGGCGGCACCAGCUGCUCGAUCCCUCGGCAGUCCACGGCGUCACCAAGUUCUCGGAUCUGACCCCCGACGAGUUCGAGAGGAGCUACCUGGGGCUCCACAAGAGGCGCCUGAAGCUUCCGGCGGACGCGAACAAGGCACCGACCCUGCCGACCAAAGAUCUCCCGGAGGACUUUGACUGGAGAGAUCACGGAGCCGUUACCGGCGUUAAAGAUCAGGGGUCUUGUGGCUCUUGCUGGUCUUUCAGUACAACUGGGGCACUCGAAGGAGCUCACUAUCUGGCCACUGGAGAGCUUGUGAGCCUCAGUGAGCAGCAGCUUGUGGACUGUGAUCAUGAGUGUGAUCCGGAGGAAUAUGGUGCGUGUGAUGCAGGUUGUGAUGGUGGACUCAUGAACAAUGCCUUUGAAUACACCCUAAAGGCCGGCGGACUCCAAAAAGAGAAAGAUUAUCCAUACACAGGGACUAACGGCGCCUGCAAAUUUGACAAGACCAAAAUUGCUGCUUCAGUAUCAAACUUCAGCGUUGUUUCCCUUGACGAUGAGCAAAUUGCUGCCAAUCUGGUUAAGUAUGGCCCUCUUGCAGUGGGAAUAAAUGCAGCUUGGAUGCAAACAUACGUCGGGGGAGUGUCGUGUCCUUACAUAUGCGGGAAACAUUUGGAUCACGGUGUGCUCCUUGUGGGAUAUGGUGCAGGGGGCUUUGCUCCCAUUCGUCUCAAGGAAAAACCUUACUGGAUCGUAAAGAACUCCUGGGGUGAAAACUGGGGAGAAAGUGGGUAUUAUAAGAUUUGCAAGGGCCGUAAUGUUUGCGGGGUGGAGUCGAUGGUCUCGGCUGUGAAUGCAGCUCAUAUAACUUCUCAAUGCCCAGUUGUGGCUCCAUAG